Molecule: messenger RNA, 708 nt
Organism: Penicillium odoratum
Lineage: Eukaryota; Fungi; Ascomycota; Eurotiomycetes; Eurotiales; Aspergillaceae
Gene: xanA
Product: isonitrile hydratase-like protein xanA
Exons: 1
Coding region: 1-708 (235 amino acids)
Source: RefSeq, a predicted model, not a curated record
AUGUCUUCCACACCCGAGAAGCUUUACGCCAAAGUGGGAAUCCUGCUCUUCUCAGGGGCCGAUCUUCUCGAUUUCGCAGGCCCAGUGGAGGUGUUGUCCCAUGUCCUACAUAAUCGAAACCCGGAUGAUCCCGAUCCAAUGUUUACAAUUGAAACCAUGGCUCGGACAUCCACCACCCGCUCCAACAGUUCUUUGACCGUGAAAGUUGACAAACUGCUGGAAGAUGCGGUGAAAGACCUGACCGAAUAUGAUAUUCUGGUAGUCCCAGGUGGUCCACCGUCUGUGAUUCAACCCCUUCUUGAGGAAGGUUCCGCAGAAGUGGAUUUAAUCCGCAAAUUCGCCACUUUGCCCCUGCCAUCAUCUCAGAAACCCCGAAUUCUGUUCUCCGUCUGCACUGGCGCUUUUCUUCUUGGUGGUGCGGGAAUUCUUGCAGGUAUGACGGUGACCACUCAUCAUCGCGCCGUUGACGUGCUUCGGGAAAUAUGUGCUAGGUUCAACGACAAGAAUCAUCCUCCGACAGCUGUUAUGCAUAAGCGCUACAUUAACGGAGGUUAUUUGCCAGGGGAGUCUGUGUCCCUCCUUACCGCUGGCGGUGUGAGCUCGGGUCUCGAUGCCACGUUCCAUGUCGUGCGUGAGCUGGCCGGUGCCGACAUGGCUGCUUUUGUGUCUCGAUUGAUGGAAUAUGACUGGACUGAGCUUAAGAAGUGA